GGGACAGUCAAUCAAUCAAUCAAUCGCCACAGAAGCACCCAAUCGCAGGAGGGGGGUGGCAUUGGACCUGUAUGGCGAGCUGUAUGGGAGCUGUAUGGGGAUGCAAGAGCGAUGGAUGUGCCGGUUUGUUGUCGAGCGGCGGCAGUCGUCUCCAACAGCAACGCACGAGUCAACUCUUCACGCAGAUCAUCAAAGUCGAAUCCCCAUUGCUGCAAUCAUGCAUGCCGCCAACUCCAAGCUUCCCUGUCCCCUCCUUUCUUUUCUUGACAUCUUUCAGUUUGUACCCCCCUCCUCCCCCCCCCUGUCGGUGUUCUCCUCAGAUUGGCUUUGGUCUGCCCAGAUCUCUUGAGUGAGGGCCCCGGAGGUCCGUUCCCGGCCUCGACUUAUAUCGACCGCUUCUCUCCCCCAGCUUCAGUCCCCAACAUCCUCAGCAUCUCGUCAGCUCCCUUGUUCAAUCAACUCUGAACUCAAAUACCAGCCAUCUCUCUCCUCUCGACUCAUCUUCUGUCUCUGUCCUUUCAUACUCUCAAUCCUCGCACCUCUUCGACAUCAAAUAGCCAUCCGGUGACGCACUCGACACAGCUUCCGAAUCGGGAAAUCAUUCAUACUGUGUAAUACAUAUCAACACCACACAACCAACCACAACAACAACAACAUCAAUCAUGUCGAGAAUCGCGGCUCCCGUCACAAAACUCACCAGGUCUUUGAGCACAUCUCCUGCUGUUGCCAAGCCUAGCUUUAUCCUCAAUGCCACCAGCAACGUCAGCAGGACUGAGAGUCUUGAUGCCCGUACCCCUCGCAAGGUUCCCCUGAUGCAAGGCUUCCGCACCUCGGCCCCUACCAACGCCUCCAUCAACCCCUCCUUCUUCGCCAACGGCAUCGACGCCGUCGUCCUUCCCAACCUUGCCGCCACAGAAUCCAGCCAUGCGUCUGCUUUCCACCCCACCUACUUUGACACCAUCCGCGUCCCCCUGCUCCCAGACAACAAGACCCCUCCUCCCCCCACGGUGCAGCGCAUGCCGCUCUUUGAUGAGCUAAAACCCGAGCAGCGCGGCGAGAUGGCCUCUGAGGGUGACGCCGACCUGAUGGCCAGCAAGCCCGCUGUCGCCGUCGUCGCCAACAAGCCCGGCCAGGUGCUCCCCGCCUCGCUCAGCCAGGAGGUUGUCGACUUGGACAACUGGACUGGUGCUGACUGGGUCAGCCUUGGCUUUGUCCGUGACAUUGCGCGCGACGAGGCUAAGGCGCAAGAGGAGCAGGCUGGUAGCCAGGGUAUGAUUAGGGAUCUGUGGAGUGGUAUGGUGGAGGAUGUGUUUGGCGCUCGUGCUAAAGGUGGCUCCAAAGCUUGAUGUUCUCUCUCUCUCUCCACUAAGCGCGAGAAGAUUUCAUGAGUUUUUGAUCACUGGAGCGAGCGGUAAUGGGUUUGACACAUGGACAUGGUUUUUUUUUUUUUUUUUUUUUUUUUUGCAUAUGAGUACCUCUAUGCACACGACAGGAUCUCUUGUUGUUGGGUUUUGGCUGGAGCAGGUGUUUUGGGUCCUUUCAUUGUUUUCUUACUAUCUUCUUUCCUUGUCACGAUAUGGCGGAGACUGGCGACAACGUCUCAGCAGUCUUGUCUGUCUUUUGGAUAGUUAUUACCUACUACUACCCUACGAGCGAAUCACUCGUGGGCUCGCUGACUCGAUAACGAAAUCGAGAAAGGCUAGAGCCUCGAAAUUCAUCAUCAUUUAACAAUCAUUCACACAUUUUCACGUCCGUAAACCGGCAGUGAUACUUACGCAUAUUUUCUCGAUUAUGGCAUUUACCUAUCAUGUUUCCAGCCCGAUGUCAUUUACAUACAUUUCCAUCACACCGUUAACACAGUCUUUUGCUGCUAACAUGUAAUCUUGGCAUAUACACAAAUGUCGACAUUUCUCUUCCGAAUCGCCUCAUUCUACACCAUCUUCACUCGUUCCUGGCAAACCA
Neurospora crassa OR74A is the source of this 1962-nucleotide messenger RNA. RefSeq lists its product as hypothetical. Lineage: Eukaryota; Fungi; Ascomycota; Sordariomycetes; Sordariales; Sordariaceae. The coding region runs from base 663 to 1346 and encodes 227 amino acids. The transcript has 2 exons. The record is from RefSeq and is a predicted model, not a curated record.